Myripristis murdjan (pinecone soldierfish) is the source of this 900-nucleotide messenger RNA. It is a transcript of the gene tnnt1, whose product is annotated as troponin T type 1 (skeletal, slow). Gene Ontology annotation, cellular component: troponin complex. Gene Ontology annotation, molecular function: troponin T binding; tropomyosin binding. Gene Ontology annotation, biological process: sarcomere organization; slow-twitch skeletal muscle fiber contraction; regulation of muscle contraction. The transcript has 16 exons. Bases 70 to 879 code for a protein of 269 amino acids. The record is from RefSeq and is a predicted model, not a curated record. Lineage: Eukaryota; Metazoa; Chordata; Actinopteri; Holocentriformes; Holocentridae.
UUAUUGUCCUGCCUGUCCCUCUGUCUGUCUUUCUCCGGGUGACUGGUCAAACCACAUCUUCGUACAGCCAUGUCGGACGUAGAAGAGGAGUACGAGGAGCAGACAGAGGAGGUUGAGGAGGAGGAGGAGGGGACGGAGCAGGUGGAGGUGGAGGAGGAUGGAGGAGAGCAACAGGAGUACCAAGACAACCAGGAGGAAGAGGAGGAGCGCCCCAAACCCAAACCCCUGGUGCCUCAACUCGCCCCUCCCAAGAUUCCCGAGGGGGAGAGAGUGGAUUUUGAUGACAUCCACAGAAAGCGGAUGGAGAAGGACUUACUGGAGCUCCAGACUCUGAUCGAAGUGCACUUUGAGCAGAGGAAGAAGGAAGAGGAGGAGCUUAUCUUCCUCAAGGAGCGAAUUGAGCGUCGUAGAUCAGAGAGAGCUGAGAUCCAGAGGGUCAGGGCUGAGAAAGAGAAGGACCGACAGAACAGGAUUGCGGAGGAACGCCAGAGGAAGGAGGAAGAGGAGGCCAAGAGGAAGGCUGACGAUGAUGCCAAGAAGAAGAAAGUGCUGUCCAACAUGGGGGCCAACUUUGGAGGCUUCCUGGCCAAAGCUGAGUCCAGGAGGGGCAAGCGUCUGACGGGCAGAGAGAUCAAGAAGAAGACUCUGUCCGAGAGACGGCAGCCGCUGGGCAUCGACAACAUGAGGGAGGACGCACUCAGGCAACGGGCCCAGGAGAUGUGGAACUGGAUCUACCAGCUGGAGUCGGAGAAGUUUGACUUCAUGGAGCACAUGAAGCACCAGAAAUAUGAGAUUAUCGUGCUACUGAACAGAAUCUCGCACGCACAGAAGUUUAAAAAGGGCCAUGGCAAAGGGAAGGUGGGCGGCCGCUGGAAGUAAAGACGUAAAAAGACAAAAAAA